AUGAACAGAGGAGUGAGGGUUUAUAAGGAGCAUUUGCUUCAGAGCACUUUACAAAAGAAAACGCUCUUGCUCCUAAAUGGGCAGGGGACAGGGGCUCGGGGUGGGGCGGACAAGGACCCUGGAAGAGCCUCGUUCACAGAGGAAAGGCGCGCGAUCGAGGAGUUCCUCCCGCACUGUCCGUGCGCCGGGCCGCGGGUGGAGGCAGCAGCUGCUGGGGCAGAUGAGUCGCGUUUGGGACGUUACCUGGGCUCGGCAUCCUCUUCCGGGUCCCGCCGCGUCUCCCCACCUGCCGUGCCACUGCACGGACCCGGGUCUCGGGGGCCGGACGGUUGCGCUCCUCGCCGCCGCCUCCCUCGCCCCACGCCCGGGCCGCCUCGCUCCCGCCACAAAGGCAGCAAGCCAAGCGGGGUGACAGGCCCUUGGCCUCCGAGCGCCGGCCGCGCGGCUGAGUCCCUCCGGCGGGCGCUCUCGAGGCUGCGGCGAGACCCGGUGCGGUUCCGGCCGCCCUCGCCGCCGCCGCCCGCGCCCACAUCCCGCGCCCUCCGCGGCUCCCGAGAGCAGCACCGCCCGGCGCGCCAGGCUGUCCCGCCCGCCCUCCCGCACCCGCACCCGCGCCCCGCGCCCCGCGCCCUUCGCCCCGCGCACCCCCGCCGCUCACCUGGCCUGGCGGGACGCAAGGACGGGACCCGGGGUGGCCUGGCCGCGGCCGUCUGCCUCCCCGGCCCCAGUCCGCUAGGGCGCUGUGCUGCGCCGCGCUGGCUCCGGCGCCGGCUUCGAGGUGCUAGCGCCGCCGCCGGCUGGCGUCCUUGUGGCAUGCGCUGCCCGCGCUCAGCCCCCGGGGCGGGGCGAGGCGGUGGCGGCCGCGGCCAGAGGCGGACUCCUCAGCCCCGGCCCCGCCCGCAGCCCGGCCCGCGCCCUUGUGCUGCGGCGGGCGCCCAGCCUCCGUCCCGCGCCACCCUCGAGCGCCUCGCGUGGGCGGGGAGCCCUAGGCGCGCGGGCGAGGUGUGGCCGCCGUGA
Heterocephalus glaber (naked mole-rat) is the source of this 1017-nucleotide messenger RNA. The record is from RefSeq and is a predicted model, not a curated record. Lineage: Eukaryota; Metazoa; Chordata; Mammalia; Rodentia; Bathyergidae.